AUGAUAAAAAAUACAGUAAAUAAAAUUAUUAAUAUAAAAGAAAAAGUUUCAAAACAAUAUAUACAUGGGUAUAUUAUUUAUAUUAUAUUUAAUAUACUAUUGUUAAAUUACUUAUUAUUAUAUUUUGUGUUAAAUUUUUAUAAUAAUAAAUACUUAGGAGUUAAAAAAGAUUUUUCAUCUAUUAAAUCAAGUAUAUUAGAAACAAAUAAUGAAAAAGAAAAGUAUAACACAUUUACAUACUUAAUAUGUGUUAUAUAUAUUAUUUUUUCUCUAAUUUUUUAUGUUCUAGAAUUUUUUAUAAAAUUUAAUGGAACAUUUUUAAGUGAUCUAUAUUUAUUUAGAAAAAAAAACUUCAUUGAUUAUAAUGUCAAAAUUCCACAGAAUAAUAAAAAAAAUACAGAAAUAUAUGUUACAAUAAAUUAUAUUUUUAUAUAUUUUCUGUUAACAAUAUUAGGACUAAUUAAAUGCAAUAUAGAUGAAUAUUUUUUUUAUUUUUUUUCUCUUAUAAUAAUAUGUGAAAUUAAUACUCCUUUAAAAGUGUUCAUGGUUUUUAUAAAAAUUAUAAAAAAGUAUUAUAAAAAUAGUUAUAUGAAAAAAGAAUAUAACAAUGUAGACAAUAUUAAGAAAAGAGAUCUUUAUUUUUUUUUUUGUUAUUUUAUUAUCAUAAGAUAUUUAGGAAAUUUUUCAUUAUAUGAAAAGUUUAACAUAUACAAAUAUUUGACGUUUAAAAAUUAUUCAGAAAAACUAUCAAGGAAUAAAUAUUUUAGUAUGAUUAAUUUUCAAAAUUAUGUAAGUCCAAGCCUUUUUUAUAAGGACAUUCUUAAAAGGGAUUUAUUAAAUUAUAUGAAAAAUAUUUUCAAGUUUUUAAAAAAAUACAUACGUAAAUUUAACUAUACAUUUAUUUUUAUAAAUAACAGUGCUAAGAAUAUUUUAUCUAAGUUUUUCAAUAUUUUACAAUAUAUAUUAACUGAAAAUUUUUUUUUUUUCAAUAACAUAGUAAAAGAAGAAAAUAUUUGCACUAUAAAAACUGAAAAUAGUGAGUUAAAUCAUGGAGCUACUGAAUUAAAGAAAAAAGAAAAAGACAUGAAUACAAGUGAAAUACAUAAAUGUGUAAAUAAAAAAAAUAAAAAAGUUUUACAUGAACAACCUAUAAAAAGGAAUCAAAUUAAACAGAAAAUAAUACAUAAUGAUAAUACUUUAUGUGAAGAAGAAAAUGAAUAUAUAGAUGAACCAAAUUAUUUUUAUGAGCUUAGUAAAAAGGAAUAUCUUAAAAUGAAAAGGAACGUAAAUAAAUAUAAUAAUUAUUAUGAAUAUUUUAAAAAGAAUAAACCGAAUAGGAGCGAAGAUGAAUAUGUUAGUACUUCAGAAAAUGAAAACUUUAAUUUUAUUAAAAGAAAGAAAAGGCAGUUUCAAGUAGUUGAAGCAGAUAAAAAUAAAUUUAUUUUUGAUAAUUUAGAAGAUAACGAACUUAGCAAUGAUAAUACUUCAAAAAAAUAUUUUAUUGAUAUAGAAGAUGAGGCAUGUAUUUUUAUUAACGAAGAUGAAAAUAAAAGAAAUGAUAAUAAAGGAGGGGAAAAUAAAAAAGAUAAUUGUAUAGAAAAAAAAAUAGAUGGAGUAAAUGAAAAUUAUAAUAAUGCAUCUAUAUAUUAUCCAUAUUUAAAAGAACCAAGUAAUAUUGAUAUACCUAAUAAAAAUAAAAACGGUGACUUAUAUAAUAAAGAUAAUAUAUGUGGAGAAAAUAAUUACUCAGAUGAUGUUUCUUUUAAAAAGGGAAACAAUGAAAUUUGCAAUAAAAGAAAAAAACACAAGGAAACAUAUACCAAAAAUGAUAUAAAAGGUUGCUGUUUUAGUAUGAAAACAAAUGAAUUAAAAAAAUUUAUUCACGAAAAAGGUUGUCAAUCCGAAAGAAAAAAUAAAAAAGAAAUUAAUAUUGAAAAUUCUAUGGAAAGGAAAAAUAUGAAAAAUAUAGAAAUAUAUAAUUUCAAAAAUGAGAAAAAAAAAAAAAAAAGCAUAGCAUGUUCUGAUAUACAGAAUAAUUCAGAAGACAGUUUGAAUUUUAAAAUUUUUAAUAUAAAUAAAAAAACAAAUAAUAAAUACAAUAUUAAAAAUGGUCUUAAAAAAAAAAAUAAUGAUAUUUUUAUUGGUGGGAAUGAAGCAAAUGUGCUUUCUAAAAGUAGCAUUUUUUAUGAAGUUUGUAAUCAACAAGAAAAGAAUAUUCUACGAAAAAAAAAAAAAAUGAAGAACUUAAAAAAAAACUUAAAGAUUUUUUUAUCUAAUUUUAAGAGAAAAAUGGAAAUAUGCAUUUUUUUAAAUAUGGUAUAUAAAAUUAUUUCAUUACUAAAUAUUUUAUUAAUUUUUUUUGUGAAGGGGAUUUAUAUGUAUAUUAAUUUAUAUUAUUUUAUAUCUAAAUAUAAAACUUCUUUCUUUUUUCAAAAAAUACUUUUAACUUUAAUACAAUGCUCAUUUUUUUUUUUAUUUCAUUUAUAUGCAUAUGAAUACAAAAAAAAAAAAAAAAAAUAUUAA
This is a messenger RNA of Plasmodium gallinaceum, 2523 nucleotides long. RefSeq names its product conserved Plasmodium protein, unknown function. The coding region runs from base 1 to 2523 and encodes 840 amino acids. The transcript has a single exon. The record is from RefSeq and is a predicted model, not a curated record. Lineage: Eukaryota; Apicomplexa; Aconoidasida; Haemosporida; Plasmodiidae.